UAGUUAAUCUGUAUUAAACUCAUAUCAUGUAAACCGUCUUGUAUCCAGGGUAGGAGCGGGGCCGUACAGCCCACUGCAGCCGCGGUAGGCUACUUCCGUUCCGCAGAGGGCGACAGGCACCAGCCAGCCUAGACUGUGGCGGAGGUCCAGACACAAUAGACUGGGUCCCGGCUCUUCUCCAAUCCAAACCGGUAUGUCGGAUGAGGAUUCUCGUGCCAGCACCAGCUCUUCUUCAUCGCCGCCUUCUUCCAGCCAAACCAGACAGAGGGACACGUUUUGCAAAAAGAAACGGGAGAGCAAAGCCAGCAUGAGCAAGACCUCCAAACUGCUUUCCACCAGCGCCAAAAGGAUUCAGAAAGAGCUGGCUGAUAUUACACUGGACCCUCCGCCGAACUGCAGUGCUGGCCCUAAAGGAGACAACAUCUAUGAGUGGAGGUCGACCAUCCUGGGACCGCCGGGCUCCGUGUACGAGGGAGGGGUCUUCUUCCUGGACAUCGCCUUCACACCUGACUACCCCUUCAAACCCCCCAAGGUAACUUUCCGUACGAGGAUCUAUCACUGCAACAUCAACAGUCAGGGGGUGAUCUGUCUGGACAUCCUGAAGGACAACUGGAGCCCCGCCCUCACCAUCUCCAAGGUGCUGCUGUCCAUCUGCUCCCUGCUCACAGACUGUAACCCAGCCGACCCCCUAGUGGGAAGCAUCGCCACCCAGUACACGACUAACAGAGUGGAGCAUGACCGAACAGCCAAACAGUGGACGAAGAGAUACGCCACAUAAACCUACAGAGGACGACGAAGGCUGAAGAAGAGGAGGAGGAGGAAGUGGAAAAGGGGGGUGGGGGGCUGCGGGGUUGUUGUGUUUGGGGGUUAUUUCUAUCUCAGAUUUUUAGUACUUUAUUGUCUGGUAUAUUUUUUGCUUCCUGAUUAAGUUAUCUCCUCAAAUAUGGUAAUAAAGGAACACAAUGGAAAGGAAAUCUCGCCCGACUCUUUUUUUGUUGUUGUUGUUUACAUUGUUAAUUAAAGGGCGAAUUCAACAUUCAAACCUGUUGGACAAAUGAACAGUAAUCACUUAGAGUAAUGCUGAAACCACUUCAGUAAUUUAGACAAGUUGCAAGUAACUACUGUAAUGUUUCCAUUUAUUAAUGUCGUUAAGUGAGCACUUUUUGGUUCAUUUUAUGGUAGGUAUUAUAAACACUUAAUGGUUAGCAGCACACUAAUGUAGUAAUAAACAUCUAUCGUUUGUCCAAACCUGAUGCAUAAUACUGUCUGUGGACUCCCAGAAUUGAUUGGUUUGUAGUAAUGCCAUGACGAAAAUAGAGUAAAACAGUUGUAAUCAUAUAAAGCAUGCUCAUGUUACUGAAGUACAUUACAAAUGCAGGUGAUCAAACAUUUUCCUUGUGAAAACUUCCUUAUCUUCCUACAACCACAGUAUCUCGGGUUGUAAAGAAAGUAUGUCAAUAUAUAGAUAUGUUUGUAUAAUGCUGUAAAUGUUCAAUAGGGGUGUUAAAGUACAGAUAUAGUAAGACCAGUGAUACAAUCUGUACACUUUGUCUUCUGGCUGCAGCUGCUACAUUCCUCUACAGCUUGACUGUUUCAAGAACUUUCUCGAGCAUCAGAUGUCAAAAUAUCUGCCAAAGAACAACAUAAAUAGAGAUGGUUUGAAUAAAAACCCCGGCCUCCUUUGCCUUUCAA
Molecule: messenger RNA, 1692 nt
Organism: Eleginops maclovinus (Patagonian blennie)
Lineage: Eukaryota; Metazoa; Chordata; Actinopteri; Perciformes; Eleginopidae
Product: ubiquitin-conjugating enzyme E2 E1
Exons: 6
Coding region: 194-778 (194 amino acids)
Biological process (GO): protein K48-linked ubiquitination
Cellular component (GO): nucleus
Molecular function (GO): ubiquitin conjugating enzyme activity
Source: RefSeq, a predicted model, not a curated record